This is a messenger RNA of Lodderomyces beijingensis, 786 nucleotides long. The record is from the annotation of a GenBank genome assembly. NCBI's taxonomy places the organism in Eukaryota, Fungi, Ascomycota, Pichiomycetes, Serinales, Debaryomycetaceae.
AUGGAUAGGAUAUUGAGCAGCAAAAGCAAUGUCGUCCGAGCUAGGUUGCAGUUUCAUCGCCAAAAGUCGAAUCUGUUGAAGAAACACUUGAACAAAGUGCACAGCGAUCCCUUCAAUUCCAAGAAAAGAGGCGAGUUUUACCGGUCGAGAGCCGCGUUCAAGUUGCUUGAAAUCAACCAGCGAUGUCGGAUUUUCCAUAAAAAUUGCAAGAAUGUCGUCGAUUUGGGAUUUGCUCCCGGUGCGUGGACCCAAGUGGCCGUGCAAUGUUUGGAAGAACGCGGCGUUGGCGAUUACAGGAUAUUGGGCAUUGAUAUCAACGAAGCUAUACCCUACAGAGGGUGCAGCUAUAUCAGGGGCGAUUUGUUGAAAAAAGAGACUCAUGAGCGUAUCAAGGAGUUUUUCCGGAAAGACAAUGGAGUUCAGGAGCAAGUGGACUUGAUCAUCAGCGAUAUGAUGGUGAAUUGCACCGGCCAUGACCAUUAUGACCAUUUGGGAAGCAUGGAAUUGUGCAAUGCUGCCAUGAUUUUGGCGUUUGACCUGUUGAAAAACAACAAGGGCAACUUGGUGAUGAAAGUUUGGCACGGCGCAGAGGAAAAAUUGUUGGAGCUACGCAUGCGGAUCAUGUUUGAGAAACUUGUGAGGAUCAAACCCGAGUCGAGCAGAUCCCAGUCGAGCGAGUUGUUCUACGUUGGGUUAAAAAAACGCAAUUUACACGAGUUGGAUAUAAAGCUACCGGAUCUUUUUGGUGGUUUACAGACACUUGAAACAAUAAUUGAUCGACUAUAA